Eufriesea mexicana is the source of this 363-nucleotide messenger RNA. Its product is annotated as piggyBac transposable element-derived protein 4-like. The transcript has a single exon. NCBI's taxonomy places the organism in Eukaryota, Metazoa, Arthropoda, Insecta, Hymenoptera, Apidae. The record is from RefSeq and is a predicted model, not a curated record. The annotation marks the transcript as partial.
AUGUCUAUGUAUAGACCAAUAGCUAAUUUCGGACACACCUUAUUUACGGGUAACUGGUAUUCUUCGCCAAACCUGUUUCAAAAAUUGCAAUCCAUGCAAGUCAAUGCCAUAGGAACAGUAAGAUGCAAUAGAAAAAAUAUGCCGAAAGAGCUAGCAACGAUAAAACUGAAAAAAUCAGAAGCUAUUUCACGAUCGUGCAUAGGUAUUUUAGCUGCAAAGUGUAAGGUCAAAAAAGGUACAUAUUUAUUGGCCACGAAACAUAAAAAAAUUGAAAUGAUGGAAGUGGAGAAGAAGAGACGGAAAAAUAAUAUCACUGUUACAAAGCUCAGUAUCGUGUUGGAGUAUAAUGAUGGCAUGGAUGGG